AUGGCAUCCGCUUCCUCGGGAUCCUCUGCUUUUAACCCUUCACCUGCUGCUUCAACAGCCCCUUCAACCGCUUCCGAGUCAUUACCUACGCCUUCCGCUGUAGCGGAAAAACCACCAGAUGAUGGCUCGAAACUUAAGAUGUUUUUGGGGAUUCUGCGAAAGUUUAUUGGAGUGGCAGAUAUUGCUUCCGUUCGAUUUAGUUUGCCGGCUCAGUUAUUAGAACCCACACCCAAUCUCGAGUAUUGGAACUACCUCGAUCAACCGAAUACAUUUGUGGCAAUAGGAGACUCGGACGAUCCGUUAGACAGAACUCUAGAAGUUAUGAGAUUUUGGUUUACGAAAGAUUUGAAAUAUGUGAAAGGAAAGCCUUGCAAGCCAUACAAUUCUACCCUUGGGGAAUUUUUUAGGUGUAAUUGGGAAGUUGAGGAUUCACAACCCGCUAUAGAUACGGGCAAAUUGGCUUCUACCAGUGCUUCGUCUUCGAAGAAAGCUACUCCUAUGUCAUCGAAGAAUGCGUCCAAUGUUACGAUUCCUAAACCGAGAUCGGCGGGUAAAAAAGUUCGAGUAUCUUUUUUGACGGAACAAACCUCGCAUCAUCCACCUGUCUCCGCUUUCUACGUCGAUUGUCCGGAGAAGGGUAUUUCCGCCAGAGGAUUCGAUCAAAUCUCGGCGAAGUUUACGGGAACGAGUAUUAAAGUUACACCAGGGGAACACAAUCUGGGUAUUUUCAUUAAUAUUCAGAGGAGGAAUGAUGAGCAAUAUCAGCUCACACAUCCAGCUGCCCAUCUUGGGGGACUUUUACGUGGGACUUUGAGUGUAACUGUUGGGGACCAGUGCUACAUCACUUGCACACAGACGAAGAUAAAGACGAUCCUACAUUAUGUGGAAGAAGGGUGGUUAGGAAGGACACAAAACAAAGUGGAGGGGGUAGUGUUCCGCUACGAUCCAGACAAUGAUACUAAAACCCGGAUAAAAGAUGUCCCUGAUAAGGAUGUAUUGGCAAGAGUAUCUGGAAACUGGAAAGACAAGCUGUACUUUACUUUGGGACCGAAAGGCAACGAUCAAAUUCUUUUAAUAGAUCUCGGGCCUCUCCAGGUAGCAACCAAGAUCAUCCCCCCAACAGAAAAGCAGUUACCCAAUGAAUCCCUCAAAUUCUGGUCAGGUGUCACAGAAGCCAUCCACUCUCGACAAUUUUCCCGAGCCACGGCCCUCAAACAAGAAUUAGAAGAGAGGCAAAGAGAAAAGCUCAAACAACGACAGGAUCAAGGGGUUGAAUGGCAGCCGAGAUUCUUCACAGGAUCUGUCACACCAUUAGGUAAACCUGAUUUGACUACUGAUGGAAAGGAUGUUUUACGUAUGUUACAGCAGGGAGAAUGGGAUUUGAAAGAGAAUGAAUUCACGGGUGCUUAG
Messenger RNA from Sclerotinia borealis F-4128, 1410 nucleotides. The record is from the annotation of a GenBank genome assembly. Lineage: Eukaryota; Fungi; Ascomycota; Leotiomycetes; Helotiales; Sclerotiniaceae.